Drosophila busckii is the source of this 1414-nucleotide messenger RNA. Its product is annotated as integral membrane protein 2B. Gene Ontology annotation, cellular component: Golgi apparatus; plasma membrane; extracellular exosome. The coding region runs from base 156 to 992 and encodes 278 amino acids. The transcript has 3 exons. NCBI's taxonomy places the organism in Eukaryota, Metazoa, Arthropoda, Insecta, Diptera, Drosophilidae. Gene Ontology annotation, biological process: negative regulation of amyloid precursor protein biosynthetic process. The record is from RefSeq and is a predicted model, not a curated record. Gene Ontology annotation, molecular function: amyloid-beta binding.
AGUGAAAAAUAUAAUUGAAGUGUAAACAGCACAGGUGUAGAAUUUUCAUCCAUACUGGCUAAAGAGCCUUAAUCUAAAAAUUUCUUAGAGCAACAACAGCUUGCACGUACCUUAAAAAUAAAUUGCAGUAAACGUUAUAAAACAAAAAUAUCAACAUGACAAUUUUGGCGAAGUUAACGGGCAAAGAGAGCAAAGAUCAGGAGAAGGUGCCAUUGCCCUUGCACCUAAACGAUGAGGCUAUUAUGCAUCACGGCUCGCUAAUCAGCCCCAAAGUAGCUUACAGCGAUGCGGAUACAGAGUCCAUGGUCUUUAAUCGGCCCCAGUACAAUUGCCUUAAGUCAUUUCUGCUAUUCCUUAUUGCCGUAAUUGUGAUGCUAAUGGGCGUGCUGGGCGGAUGGGCAAUCUACAGACUUUAUGCACCCAAUCAUGCCAGCAUGCGCUAUCAUGCACUCUGCGAUAUUCCCUACGAUGAGAACUCGGUUGAGUUGCCACGUUUCUAUGCCCGCAACGAUGAUGCCUUCACCCUCAACUGGCGCACAUUGCUGGAGGGUACUCCCAGCAAUGCGGUGGGCUUUGAUGAGGUGGUGGACAAGAAUUUCUUCAGGGAAGAAAUCGAACUGGACGGCAGUGAUGAUGAGAGCUUUGCCAAGGUCGAUGUGCCCGACUUUAAGGAUGGACGUCGCGGUCGCUUCAUGCAUGACUUCAAAGAGAACCAAUCUGCUAUUAUAGAUACCACCACCAAUCGUUGCUUCAUUAUGCCUUUGGACCGCGAUACUACAUUGCCGCCCAGCAGCUUUGUUGAUCUCAUGCAAAAGAUGGCCUCCGGCUACUACAACAUUGAUACGGAGCGUGUGCGUCACAACCUGCGUGUCAAGACGCCACGCAUAACUGAUCUCUCACUCAUCUCAGAGCGCAUUGCCAAUGAGUGCUAUGACAUGAAGGUCUACAUGAUGGAGAAAUUUCGUUUCGGGCGUGUCCAAGCGCUCCGCUGAUCCUCUACCGGAUGCUGGCAAGUUUGCCGAGUUCAUGGGCAAGGGCUUGGUGGAAUACGAUCUGGCCAACAUUGCUGAAGUGGAGGCCUACGAGGCACAGGAGGCUGCUCAGGCUGCCCAGGCCGCUUGAGUUCAAAUUCAGAAGCCACAAAACAUAUUUUAAAUACUAUCAAACAAACAAACAAGAGAAAGACAACAUAUUAACAAACAUAUAGCAUUGAUUUAUGUAUGUAUAUGUUCUAUCUACUGUAACAAUGAAACUGCGGGCGUAAGGCUCGCAUUUUUUUGUAGUCUGUAGCUUGCAAAAGUAACACGCUUAUAAAUCAAUCGUACGCACGUUUUUAAGGAAGCGUUGCGAAGCGUUAACAAAUAACAGAUAUAUAAACCUUAGAUCCAUUUAAGAAUUGUACCUUAAAACUGAC